AUGAGGGCUCUGCUGCUCCUGGGGGUCCUGCUGGUGAGCCUGGAGUCAGCGGUUUUGACUCCACCUUGGAAAGCCCCCAAGCAGCAUAAGUUCAUAGAGAGUGAGCACACAGUGGUUCUCACUGUCACUGGGGAGCCCUGCCACUUCCCCUUCCAGUACCACUGGCAGCUGUAUCACAAAUUUAUCCACAGAGGCUGGCCCGGCCCCGACCCUGGUAAGACUACCCCGGAAGGGUUGGAGCAGAGGUGUGCUACCACCCCCAACUUCAAGAAGGAUCAGCGAUGGGCAUACUGCCUGGAGCCAAAGAAAGUGAAAGAUCACUGUAGCAAACACAAACCCUGCCAGAAAGGAGGGACCUGUGUGAACAUGCCAAAUGGCCCACACUGCAUCUGUCCAGAUCACUUCACUGGGAAGCACUGCCAGAGAGAGAAGUGCUUUGAGCCCCAGCUUCUUUGGUUCUUCCAAGAGAAUGAAAUAUGGCACAGGCUUGAGCUGGCAGGUGUAGCCAAGUGCCAGUGCAAUGGUCCGAAUGCCCAGUGCAAGCCACUGGCCAGCCAGGUCGGCCGUACCAACCCAUGUCUCACUGGGGGCAGCUGCCUACAGGCGGAGGGCCACCGCCUGUGCAGUUGCCCCACGGGCUACUACGCUGGACGCUUGUGCGAAGUGCACCACAAGGCGAACUGCUACGACGACCGCGACCACGGGCUCAGCUACCGCGGCGUGGCCCGGACUAAGCUCUGGAGUGCACCCUGUCAGCCGUGGGCCUCCGAGGCCACCUACUGGAAUGUGACCGCCGAGCAAUCGCUGAACGGGAGACUGGGCGACCACGCCUUCUGCCGGAACCAGGACAACGACACCCGCCCGUGGUACUUUGUUUGGAGAGGCGACCGACUAAGCUGGAAUUAUUGCCGCCUGGCACAAUGCCAGGCCCCAGCCGGCGGCGCCCCACCUCCUCCGAUCCGGAUCUCAUCUGGGCACCAGUACUUCCCUUUGCCCUCGCUUUCGGCUUUGCAGAAACCUCAGUCCACGACCCAGACCCCGCUUCGACCCCUGACCUCAGGCUGGUGCUCGCCGCCCGAGCAGCGGACUCCCCUGCCCAGCGCGGGCCCGGCGGGCUGUGGACAGUGGCUCCACAAACGGCUGUCCUCGCUGAGCCGUGUCGUCGGGGGACUGGUGGCGCUCCCCGGGGCGCACCCCUACAUCGUCGCGCUGUAGCAGGGCCAAAAUUUCUGCACCGGCAGCCUCAUCGCCCCCUGUUGGGUGCUGACCGCGGCUCACUGCCUGCAGAACCGACUUGCGCCAGAGGAGCUGCCAGUGGUGCUCGGCCAGGACCGCCAUAACCAGAGCUAUGAGCAGUGCCAGACGCUGGCCGUGCGCGCCUACCCCCUGCACGAGGCCUUCUCGCGUUAUACCUACCAGCAUGACCUGGCUCUGGUGUUCCUGCAGGAGAGCGCUGAAGGCUGCUGCGCGCACCCGUCGCCUUUCGUUCAGCCAGUGUGCCUGCCGAGUAGCGCCGCCCUCCCGGCCGAAUCCGAAUCCGCGCUCUGCGAAGUGGCCAGCUGGGGUCACCAGUUAGAAGGUAGGCAGAAAUAUUCCAGCUUCCUGCAGGUGCCGCUCAUCCGUCCGGAGCGCUGCUCCGCCCCCGACGUGCACGGAGCCGCCUUCUCCCCUGGCAUGCUCUGCGCUGGCUUCCUCGAGGGUGGCACUGACGCGUGCCAGGGUAACUCCAGGGGCCCUCUGGUGUGUGAGGAUGAGACCGCAGAGCGCCAGCUCAUCCUGCGAGGCAUCGUCAGCUGGGGUUCAGGUUGCGGCGACCGCCACAUGCCAGGCGUAUACACCGACAUGGCCAACUACCUAGCCUGGAUCCGGGAGCACACCGCUUCCUGA
Molecule: messenger RNA, 1887 nt
Organism: Lipotes vexillifer (Yangtze River dolphin)
Lineage: Eukaryota; Metazoa; Chordata; Mammalia; Artiodactyla; Lipotidae
Gene: F12
Product: coagulation factor XII
Biological process (GO): zymogen activation; blood coagulation
Cellular component (GO): rough endoplasmic reticulum; extracellular region
Molecular function (GO): serine-type endopeptidase activity; calcium ion binding
Source: RefSeq, a predicted model, not a curated record